Miscanthus lutarioriparius is the source of this 1254-nucleotide messenger RNA. The record is from the annotation of a GenBank genome assembly. NCBI's taxonomy places the organism in Eukaryota, Viridiplantae, Streptophyta, Magnoliopsida, Poales, Poaceae.
AUGGUGCUCGAGGCGACGAUGAUCUGCAUAGACAACUCGGAGUGGAUGCGGAACGGCGACUACGCCCGUCGCGGUUCCAGGCGCAGACCGAUGCCGUCAACCUCAUCUGCGGCGCCAAGACCCAGGGUUUCUGGGAUUCCGGAUCUGAUUGCUUCUGUUUGCUGGUGGGUGCAGUCGAACCCGGAGAACACGGUAGGCGUGAUGACGAUGGCCGGGAAGGGCGUCCGCGUGCUUGUCACUCCCACCAGCGACCUCGGGAAGAUUCUCGCCUGUAUGCACGGGUUGGAAGUUGGUGCUGAGGCAAACUUGGCUGCGGCAAUCCAGGUUGCUCAGCUUGCACUUAAGCAUCGCCAGAACAAGAGGCAGCAGCAGAGGAUUAUAGCUUUCAUCGGAAGUCCUGUGAAGUACGACAAGAAAGUUUUGGAGACAAUCGGGAAGAAGCUGAAAAAGAACAAUGUUGCUCUUGACAUUGUUGACUUUGGUGAAUCCGAUGAUGAAAAACCUGAGAAACUCGAAGCAUUGAUUGCUGCUGUUAACAGCAGUGAUAGCAGUCACAUUGUUCAUGUCCCUCCUGGUGAUAAUGCCCUCUCUGAUGUCCUCCUAAGCACUCCUAUAUUUACCGGUGAAGAAGGCGGAAGCGGUUUUGCUGCUUCCGCAGCAGCUGCCGCCGCUACUGGAGCAUCUGGAUUUGAAUUUGGUGUGGACCCAAAUGUAGAUCCAGAAUUGGCACUCGCACUGCGGUUGUCUAUGGAAGAAGAGCGGGCAAGGCAAGAGGCUAUUGCAAAAAAGGCUGCAGAAGAUACUUCUAAUACCGAAAAUAACAAUGCCUCAAGCUCAAACAGCGAUUCUGUUAUGGCUGAAGCAGAACCUGCCUCAAAUGCUGCUGCUGGCGACAAGAAAGAACAGCCAAAGGAUGAUGACGAUCUACUACAGCAGGCACUUGCAAUGUCAAUGGAGGAUGGUGCUUCAGGAUCUGCAGCUGUGACUGACUCUGCUAUGGCAGAAGCUGGUGCUGUUGACCCUGACUUGGCAUUGGCUCUUCAAAUGUCUGUCCAGGAUGCAAACAUGUCCAGUGACACUGAUAUGAGUAAGGUGUUUGAAGACAGAACGUUUGUGUCAUCUAUCCUUAAUUCGCUUCCUGGUGUUGAUCCCAAUGAUCCAUCUGUUAAAGAUUUGCUGGCAUCAUUGCACAGCCAGGGGGAGCAAGAGAAGAAGGAAGACAAGUCAGACAAAACAGAAGAUGAGAAGAACUGA